AUGCCAGAUGACCCAAACUUUACUCACAUAGACGAAUCAAGAGAAUCAGAUGAAGAGUCUCCCAAUUUGCGACUCUACGGCUACGCAAUCCUCAUUUCAACAUACCUACUAUUCAUCAUCACCAUAAAUUCAUUUUUCCACCUUUGGCAAUUCAUCAUAUCACCAAUCAUAGGAACUCCGCUACAUGGACAAUUAACUACCAUAUUUGAAGUCAUUGAUGAUCUUGUUGUUAAAGACAAUGUGGAUGUUUGUAUAGUAGGCGCCGGUCCAGCGGGGUUGGCAACAGCAAUCAAGUUGAAGCAAUUGGACAAUGAACAAGGCAAUGGCGACAAACGUGUGGUUGUGUUGGAGAAAGCCGCUGAUUUUGGUAGUCACAUAGUUAGUGGAGCCGUUAUUGAACCAAAAGCAUUACGCGAGUUGUUUCCUGAUUCGGAGGAGGAUAUCCCGGUACCGGCAGAUUUGGUUACGAAAGUUACUGAAGAUCAUAUGAAGUAUUUGACUGAGAAAUCUAGUUGGUCGUUGCCUGAACCUCCGCAAUUGGCCAACAAGGGAAAGAAUUACAUUACCAGUUUGAACAAUUUAGUGAAGUAUCUAAGUGAACAAGCUGAGGAAUUGGGGGUGGAAUUGUACCCCGGUAUUUCAGUUAGUGAUGUUGUUUACAAUGAGGCAACGGAUUCGGUGAUUGGAGUUGCCACAAAAGAUAUGGGGGUUGAUAAAAAUGGCGCGCCAAAGGAUACAUUUGAAAAGGGAAUGGAGUUCAAUGCCAGAAUCACCGUUUUUGCUGAGGGAUGCCAUGGAUCAUUGACUAAACAAUUGAUUAAAAAAUUUGAUUUACGCAAGAAUGCCAAUGUUCAGACAUAUGGGCUAGGAAUUAAAGAAGUAUGGGAAGUUAAACCGGAAAAUUUCAAACCCGGAUACGUGGGCCAUUCAUUGGGUUACCCAUUGACUAAAGAAUCAGCUGCAUAUGGGGGUGGUUUUAUUUAUCAUUUUGGUGACGGAUUAGUUGCAGUGGGGUUAGUCAUUGGAUUGGACUAUGCCAACCCAUACAUUUCACCCUAUCAAGAGUUUCAAAAAAUGAAGACACAUCCAUACUACGCCGAUGUUUUACGUGGAGGUAAAUGUAUUUCAUACGCCGCUAGAGCUUUAAACGAAGGUGGAUAUCAAAGCAUCCCACAAUUGUAUUUCCCUGGUGGAGUAUUGGUUGGAUGUGGGGCUGGGUUCUUGAAUGUGCCCAAGAUUAAAGGAACCCAUACCGCCAUCAAGUCGGGGAUCGUUGCCGCCGAAGCAAUAUUCAACCGUAUAAAGGAGUUGGAAUUGGAUGAUGAAGAAGAGUUUGAACAUCAAAUUACCAAUGAUGCAAUUGCCUUGUCUGAAUAUGAGUCCAAUUUCAAACAGUCCUGGGCAUAUCAGGAAUUAUACCAAGUGAGAAAUGUGAGACCUAGUUUCAAUUCGCCAUUGGGUGUAAUUGGUGGAUUAGCCCAUUCUGGAUUAUCAACAAUGGUAACACAAGGUCACGAGCCGUGGACGUUGCAAUUCCAUCACUCUGAUGCCGAAGCCACCAAACUUGCAUCCAACUACAAGCCCAUCACAUACUCCAAACCCGACAACGAAUUGACAUUUGACUUGCUUACGUCAGUGUCGAGAACCGGCACUUAUCAUGAUGAAGAUGAACCAUGUCAUUUGCGAGUACCCAAUCAGGAUUUAGACAAACAUGCCAAGUUGAGUUGGCCAAAAUACAAGGGCAUUGAGCAACGGUUCUGUCCUGCUGGAGUUUACGAGUACUUGCCACGUGAAGGAAACGACAGCGAGCAAGGUUUGGAUGUUGAGUUUAAGAUUAACUCACAGAAUUGCAUUCAUUGUAAAACUUGUGAUAUCAAAGUUCCCUCACAAGAUAUUAAUUGGACUGUGCCUGAAGGCGGGGAUGGACCAAAGUACUACAUGACUUGA
Messenger RNA from Lodderomyces theae, 1947 nucleotides. Its product is annotated as putative electron-transferring-flavoprotein dehydrogenase. Gene Ontology annotation, biological process: electron transport chain. The record is from RefSeq and is a predicted model, not a curated record. Bases 1 to 1947 code for a protein of 648 amino acids. Gene Ontology annotation, molecular function: electron-transferring-flavoprotein dehydrogenase activity; iron-sulfur cluster binding. Gene Ontology annotation, cellular component: mitochondrial inner membrane. Lineage: Eukaryota; Fungi; Ascomycota; Pichiomycetes; Serinales; Debaryomycetaceae. The transcript has 2 exons.